Molecule: messenger RNA, 3645 nt
Organism: Sphenostylis stenocarpa
Lineage: Eukaryota; Viridiplantae; Streptophyta; Magnoliopsida; Fabales; Fabaceae
Source: the annotation of a GenBank genome assembly
AUGGCGGAGCUCCGCCACUCCUCUUCUCUCGGCAGCCGAGCCACCAAUUCUCCGAUGAAGCGUGACGCCGUCGUCGGCGUCGGCGGCGGCGAUGCCUCCCCUCUCAUUCCCGACAGCCAUCUUGCCGCCGACGAUGAGCACGAUCGCCACUCGUCUAAGGACCGCGAACGGCACGUCUGCUCCUUCUUCAACGACGACCCUAGGGUUUCACCUCACAACUCCAGGAUCUCUGUGUUCUUCACCUUCCUUCUUCUCCUCGUUGGUUUAGUCUCCGUGUUCACAAUUUUCCAUAAACUCAAUGCCCCUUACUUGUGUAAAAAGGACGGGAUUGUUCUUCAUUGCCCACAUGUUAAGGAAUCGCCAUCUCUCUGGGAAAAUCCUUUCUCAUCGACAACAUCUUGGAAGCCCUGUGCUGAGCGCCGGGAUGGUGUUUUAUCAGAUCUUCCUCCUGAAAAUGAAACAAAUGGCUAUAUAUUCAUCCAUGCUGAAGGUGGUCUAAAUCAGCAAAGAAUUGCGAUAUGCAAUGCAGUGGCUGUGGCCAAAAUAAUGAAUGCCACUCUUAUCUUGCCUGUUUUGAAGCAGGAUCAGAUUUGGAAAGAUCAAACUAAAUUUGAAGACAUUUUCGAUGUGGAUCACUUCAUUGACUAUCUGAAGUAUGAUGUUCGUAUUGUACGAGAUAUCCCAAAAUGGUUUACUGAUAAAUCAGAGCUAUUUUCUAGCAUAAGACGGACUGUAAAAAACAUUCCAAAAUAUGCACCUGCACAGUUUUACAUCGAUAAUGUUCUGCCCCGAAUCAAGGAGAAGAAGAUUAUGGCUCUUAAACCGUUUGUUGACAGGCUGGGAUAUGACAAUGUUCCUCCGGAAAUCAACAAGCUGAGAUGUAGAGUUAAUUAUCAUGCGCUCAAAUUUCUUCCUGCUAUAGAGCAGAUGGCUGAUUCACUAGCAUCAAGAAUGAGAAACCGAACUGGCAGUUCAAACCCUUAUAUGGCUCUGCAUCUACGAUUUGAGAAAGGAAUGGUGGGACUGUCAUUCUGUGAUUUUGUGGGGACAAGAGAGGAGAAAGUCAAAAUGGCAGAGUAUAGAAAAAAGGAGUGGCCUCGACGGUACAAGAAUGGUUCCCAUCUUUGGCAAUUAGCUCUGCAGAAGCGCAAGGAAGGACGAUGUCCUCUAGAGCCUGGAGAAGUGGCUGUUAUUCUUCGGGCUAUGGGCUAUCCAAAGGAAACUCAAAUUUAUGUAGCUUCUGGACAGGUGUAUGGUGGACAAAACCGGAUGGCUCCCCUAAGGAAUAUGUUCCCUAAUCUGGUUACCAAGGAGGAGCUAGCAACCAAAGAGGAGUUAGAUGGUUUCAGAAAGCAUGUGACAAGCCUUGCAGCUCUUGACUUCUUAGUGUGCUUGAAGUCAGAUGUAUUCGUGAUGACCCAUGGAGGCAACUUUGCUAAGCUGAUUAUCGGGGCUCGUAGAUACAUGGGCCACCGUCUAAAGUCAAUUAAGCCUGACAAAGGGCUAAUGUCCAAGUCUUUUGGGGAUCCAUACAUGGGUUGGGCUACUUUUGUAGAAGAUGUUGUUGUUACUCACCAGACACGGACGGGAUUGCCAGAAGAGACUUUCCCUAACUAUGACCUCUGGGAGAACCCUCUGACCCCAUGCAUCAAGGAAUCUGUUGGUACCGCCCGCAAAUAUGAUGUCCCCACAACGAGGCUGUCCUUGAAACCAGUCAGCACUUUAGCAGAUUUCGUGUUUCACUUGCACGUUUCCUCUCGGAAUCCUCCCCACAUUGGAAGAUGUGUGUGGUCUCAAAAUGUAUCCGAGAGUGACCGACAGCAAGCUAACAUUCCACCAAGAGGUUGGAACUCCUAUGAUUCCUUUAGCUGGACAAUAUCUGAAGAAGAAUUCUUACAGAGUGCUGAAAUAGUUUCUCAGCGUCUCCAUGAUCAUGGAUAUGAGUAUGUUGUGGUGGAUUAUCUCUGGUAUAGAAGAAAAGUUCAGGGUGCUUAUCAUGAUUCCCUUGGAUUUGAUGUGAUUGAUGAAUGGGGAAGGAUGCUUCCUGAUCCAGGAAGGUGGCCUUCUUCUGAAAAGGGGAAAGGAUUUGCUGAAGUGGCUAAUCAAGUUCAUAGCUUGGGUUUAAAAUUUGGGAUUCAUGUCAUGAGAGGAAUAAGCACACAAGCUGUCAACGCAAACACCCCUAUCCUUGAUACAACAACGGGAGGUGCUUAUCAAGAAUCUGGCCGUGUGUGGUAUGCAAAAGACAUAGCAAUCCGAGAAAGGGCCUGUGCAUGGAUGCCUCAUGGUUUCAUGAGUGUGAAUACAAAGUUGGGAGCUGGGAAAGCCUUUUUGAAAUCCCUUUAUGAGCAGUAUGCUUCAUGGGAUGUUGAUUUUGUGAAACAUGACUGUGUAUUUGGGGAUGACUUUGAUUUAAAUGAAAUAAGCUAUGUGUCUGAGGUUCUCAAGGAGUUUGAUCGUCCCAUUGUAUAUUCUUUGUCUCCUGGAACCAGUGUGACACCAGCCAUGGCCAAGGAUGUCAGUGGACUGGUCAAUAUGUAUCGUAUAACAGGAGAUGACUGGGAUACAUGGCAGGAUGUCAAAGCACAUUUUGAUAUUGCAAGGGGUUUUGCAAAUGCUAAUAUGAUAGGAGCAAAAGGUUUAAUGGGGAAAUCCUGGCCUGAUUUGGACAUGCUACCCUUUGGAUGGCUAACAGAUCCUGGUUCAAAUGAAGGUCCACAUAGGUUUAGUUCCCUCAAUCUGGAAGAAAAGAAGACACAGAUGACUCUGUGGUCCAUGUCUAAGUCUCCCCUUAUGUAUGGUGGAGAUGUUCGGAAGAUUGAUCCUAGCACAUAUGACAUCAUCACAAAUCCUACCCUUUUGGAGAUUAAUUCUUUUAGCUCAAAUAAUAUGGAGUUUUCUUACAUCAUAAGUGUUAAGAGUGAAGAUCAGGAUUUUGGUAUGAGAAGAAGCAGCAAAGAAAUAAAGACAACUACCACUCAUUCGUUAAGACUCACAAGCUGCACCGAGUCAAAGGCAAGGGGUUGGGCUAGUGAAAGUCUUAACCAAUAUCUUGAAAGAAUAUGUUGGAAAAGGAGUUUAGGAAACAAGCAUCUUCCCCCCUUCUGUGUGCACAAAAGAGAACUUUACUUCCCACUCCUAUUAGAUGAAGUGAGUAUGUAUCAAGAGUAUCAUCAAGGGAAAUACCAUUUAGUUGCAAGCAACAAAAUAAAGUUUUGCUUGGAUGCUUCUCCAAAACACAAGCUCACUUCUAAAGAGUUCAAGAGAGGGACAUUUUCUCCCUGCAGGUGGGAUUCAAAUCAGAUGUGGGAAUUGAACCCUAAUGGGACCCUGGUGAAUAGUUAUUCUGGCUUGUGUGCAAUAAUAGAGUCUCGGGAAGAUAUCAUUAAUUCUGGUGGCUUGCACUCUUGGAUUGCUGUCGGAAGAAAAGGAGAAGUCUAUAUUGCUUUCUUCAAUCUAAGUGAACAGAAGAUGGUAAUAUCUGCACAAGUAUCUAAUCUGGCUAAGUCACUUCCUGGCAGAGACUUCAGUUCUUGUGAGGGCAGUGAAGUGUGGAGUGGAGAUGCUGUACAAAUAACUGAAGGGACGUUCUCAACAGCGGUGGAAAUGCAUGGAAGUGCUCUAAUUGUUCUAAAUUGCAGCUAG